AUGUCCAGUCCAAGAAAAAGACAAGCCGACGACGACGACUCCGGCUCCGAGAGGUCGACGCCCUCGUUGGCAUCGUCGCCUCAAUUGCCUCCUUCCUCCCCCGCCAUUCCCUUCGAGGACGAGGAAGAAGAGAUCCAUAACGAUGUCACCGACUUGAACCCUUCAGACGAGGAAGAAGGUGAAGAUUUGAUGGAUAACAUGCAUAACGAUUACCGUCGUAACGACAACCAGGACCACUAUAAUUUGGGCGAUGGAAACAUCGACGACGAAGAGUACGACGAGUUGGAUGCUGCUGAAAGAAGAAGAAUCGAUGAGCAGUUGGACCGUCGUGACGAAUUACUUGGAAUGUCGAAGGAUACACGUGCAAGAAGCCAGGCGUUUCUUGAUGAUGAUGAAGAAGGCGAUGACGAUGUCAACGAAUAUGGUCUUCCUAUUCAGAGAAGAAGACUCAGAAGACAAUACGAUGACCAGGACGACUUUUUGAACGAUGUGGAAAUUGACCCAUUCCAUGAGGAAUUGUCGUUGGAAUCCUUGGCCGAUGUCAAGGCUCCUUCCAUUACUGAGUGGAUCUUGCAGCCAUCAGUCUCUCGUUCUAUCGGCAGAGAAUUGAAGUCCUUCCUUCUAGAAUACACUGACGAACGUGGUCGUUCCGUCUACGGUGCGCGUAUUCGUACUUUGGGUGAAAUCAACGCCGAGUCUUUGGACGUUUCUUAUAACCACUUGGCUGAUUCCAAGGCCAUUUUGGCCUUGUUCUUGGCCACCUCUCCUACUGAAAUGUUGAAGAUUUUCGAUAUCGUCGCCAUGGAAGCCACGGAAUUGCACUACCCUAACUACUCCCAGAUUCACCUGGAAAUUCAUGUCCGUAUUUCCAACUUUCCUAAUGCUUUGUCUUUGAGAGACCUCAGAGAAAAGAACUUGAAUCAGCUCGUGAAGGUCUCGGGUGUUGUGACCAGAAGAACAGGUGUCUUCCCUCAACUCAAGUACGUUAAGUUUGACUGUCUCAAAUGUCACGCUGUUCUUGGACCUUUCAUCCAAGACUCCAACACUGAAGUCAAAAUGACCUACUGUACCAACUGUGCAAGUAAGGGUCCAUUCAAGAUGAACUCAGAGAGAACUCUUUACAGAAACUACCAGCGUAUCACUUUACAAGAGGCUCCAGGAACGGUUCCAGCUGGUCGUUUACCUCGUCACAGAGAAAUCAUCUUGCUUUCAGACUUGGUGGAUAUCGCCAAGCCUGGUGAGGAAGUUGAAGUUGUUGGUGUCUACAAGAAUAACUAUGAUGGCGGUCUCAACGCGAAGAACGGUUUCCCUGUCUUUGCAACAGUGGUAGAAGCCAAUUCUGUCAAGAGAAAGGAAACAUCUUCAAUGUUUAAUAGUGACACUGGCGUGUCUUCAUGGGUUGAAGAAGAUGAGAGAGAAUUCCGCAGACUUUCAAGAGAGAGAGGUGUUAUUGAUAAGAUCAUUGGCUCCAUGGCUCCUUCUAUCUACGGCCACCGUGAUAUCAAGACUGCGCUCGCUUGUUCGUUGUUUGGUGGUGUUGCCAAGAACAUUGAUGGUAAGCAUUCUAUUCGUGGUGAUAUCAAUGUCCUCUUGCUAGGUGACCCAGGUACCGCCAAGUCUCAGAUCUUGAAGUAUGCGGAGAAGACUGCUAACAGAGCCGUUUUCGCUACAGGUCAGGGUGCUUCCGCUGUUGGUUUGACUGCUUCUGUCAGAAAAGACCCCAUCACAAGAGAGUGGACCUUGGAAGGUGGUGCUCUCGUGCUUGCUGAUAAAGGUACCUGUCUUAUUGAUGAGUUCGAUAAAAUGAAUGACCAGGACCGUACUUCUAUUCACGAAGCCAUGGAACAGCAAUCCAUUUCCGUCUCCAAAGCAGGUAUUGUUACCACUUUGCAAGCGCGUUGUUCUAUCAUUGCAGCCGCUAACCCUACUGGUGGCAGAUAUAAUUCCACCAUUCCACUCGCUCAGAAUGUUAACUUAACCGAACCAAUUUUGUCUAGAUUUGAUAUCUUGUGUGUUGUGAGAGAUUUGGUCAAUCCUGAGCUGGACGAGCGUCUUGCUUCUUUCGUGGUUGAUUCGCAUAUGCGUUCUCAUCCUUCUAACGAUGAAGACGUUUUUAAGGAUGAUGAUGACAAUAUGGACGAAGGCAAGAGCCGUCGCGAGAAAAUUACCCAAAGUAAUGAACAGAGAGAGAGCGAGAUCUCGCCAAUUCCACAAGAAACGUUGGCCAAAUACAUCAGCUACGCAAGAGCUAAGGUUUCACCUAAAUUGCACCAGAUGGAUAUGGACAAGGUUGCAUUGGUGUAUGCCGACUUGAGAAGAGAGUCGAUCUCCACGGGCUCCUUCCCGAUUACUGUUCGUCACUUGGAAAGUAUUAUCAGAAUUGCUGAAGCAUUCGCAAGAAUGAGACUCAGUGACUUCGUCAGUCAGAGCGACUUGAACAGAGCCAUCAAGGUCAGCAUUGAUAGUUUUGUGGGAGCACAGAAGAUCACAGUGAAGAGGCAGCUCCAGAAAUCAUUCAUGAAAACGAUUGAGGAUAUCAAGCAGUGCAAGGAUGUGCCCGAGAAAGACGUGGAGGAGAUCUGCAACCACGAGUCUCGACAAAUCACUACUGUCUACGGGUUUUACGACGAAUGCCUUCGGAAGUAUGGCAGCGUGAACGUGUGGCGUUACUGCUGCGAGGUGUUUGACUAUUUCUCGCUUGGAGCCAUUGUCGGAGGGCAAGGAGGUGUUUUCUGCGUCCACGGCGGGCUCAGUCCAGAGAUCAGUGAUGUGGACGAGAUAAGGAGGCUUGACAGGAAACAAGAAGUGCCCCACGAAGGGGCCAUGUGCGACUUACUCUGGUCGGACCCUGAAGACGUACCCAAAUGGGCGGUGCUGCCUCGAGGCGCCGGGUAUCUUUUUGGAGAGAAUGAAGUUAAUAAAUUCUGCCACAAGAACGACAUUCUGCUUAUCGCGCGGGCGCAUCAGCUUGUGAUGGAAGGUUACAAAGAGAUGUUCUCGGGCAGUUUGGUGACGGUAUGGUCUGCGCCUAACUACUGUUACCGGUGUGGGAACAUUGCCAGUAUUUUAAGCAUCAACGAUAACUUGGAACGAGAAUACAAGGUAUUUGAUGCUGUCAACAAGGACACCAACAUGAUGCCACUGAAAAAGCCGGUGGUGGACUAUUUCAUCUAG
Messenger RNA from Candidozyma haemuli, 3174 nucleotides. RefSeq names its product MCM DNA helicase complex subunit (gene MCM2). The coding region runs from base 1 to 3174 and encodes 1057 amino acids. Gene Ontology annotation, biological process: double-strand break repair via break-induced replication; DNA replication; mitotic DNA replication initiation. NCBI's taxonomy places the organism in Eukaryota, Fungi, Ascomycota, Pichiomycetes, Serinales, Metschnikowiaceae. Gene Ontology annotation, cellular component: MCM complex; nucleus. The record is from RefSeq and is a predicted model, not a curated record. The transcript has 3 exons. Gene Ontology annotation, molecular function: 3'-5' DNA helicase activity; single-stranded DNA helicase activity; hydrolase activity.